Molecule: messenger RNA, 417 nt
Organism: Chaetomium fimeti
Lineage: Eukaryota; Fungi; Ascomycota; Sordariomycetes; Sordariales; Chaetomiaceae
Exons: 2
Coding region: 1-417 (138 amino acids)
Source: RefSeq, a predicted model, not a curated record
AUGGCGACUUACCCACCGACAUGCCCAAACGCCGCGAUCCCCGACAUAGCCGGCUUACCGGUCCCCCAUGAUAUCAACCUCAUGAUCGUCCCUGAAUGGGACAAACGGGACCCGGCUAUGGUCGCUUGCUGCGAUCCCAACCCUGUUCAGGUCGUCAAGGAUUGCUGGUUGUGGUGCGAAGUGCCGGCGUCGUACUUCGACAACGGGACGGCCAACGACGCGGUCAAGGAGGCGACUUCGAGCUGCUUGCGCAUUAACGGACGGAACAUCACCGAGUCCAGGAUUACCGGUUGGCAGUUCAACACGGCGGGUCGCGUUGGGGCGGACUCGGUGAAGACGCGUCGUGAGCAUCAGAUGAUGGGGACAUGGGCUCAAGCCCGAGAGAGACCCGGGUCAGGCCCUGGCAUGUUUGGUUGA